AUGUCUCGCGGGGAACUAGCGGUUGGAUGGAUAUUCGGGAUGCUUAAAUCUAUAGAAUACACUUACGCUGGCGAUGAUUAUCCAUGGGAAUUUCCUGUCGAUCUCACGCAUGAGGCCGUCGCGAUAACUCUUCACGAGAGUGUGCAUUUUGCUCUGAACGCAUCUGACACAGAAUCUCAACUGGAGUGGGAGCAUAUCCCAACCUGGCCGAAAAUAGUUGGUCGCACCCAUCUAGGACCAGAGCACCGAGUUUUCGUGCUGGUCUUCGGACAUCAACUUCACUGUUUAUGGAUCCUGCAACAAGCUCUCCUCGACUACAACCGUGACCAACCCCAGGUCACAUACCAUCACACACAUCACUGUCUCAAUUAUCUUCGGCAGACUCUUAUGUGUGACCCUGCGCAUACGCUGGAAAUGGGAGACUUUCUGAGCGUCGAUUACGAGAAGGACAGAAUCGGGGACACAUUAGUAUGCAGAGACUGGGGCAAGGCAAAUUCUGUACUUGAAGAGUACCACGAGAAGUGGCUGCAGUGGAUGGCGCAUUGGGAUUAA
Messenger RNA from Suillus subaureus, 552 nucleotides. RefSeq lists its product as uncharacterized. Bases 1 to 552 code for a protein of 183 amino acids. The record is from RefSeq and is a predicted model, not a curated record. The transcript is spliced from 2 exons. Lineage: Eukaryota; Fungi; Basidiomycota; Agaricomycetes; Boletales; Suillaceae. Gene Ontology annotation, biological process: mycotoxin biosynthetic process.